AUGCCCAAUUGCAAUAUAAUCGGAUGUGGCAUCAAAAGAAGCAGAAAUCACCCGAACGUAACAUUACACCAGUUGCCUGCUAAUAAAGGAAAAAAGAAAAUUUGGCUGGAAACAAUUGGUAUUGAAAAUUUAAAGAUGUCAACGAAAACAAUCCAUAUUUGUUCUCUUCACUUUCAAGAAUCAUGUUUCAACCGGACACUGAAUAAAGUAACAUUGCGUGAUGAUGCUUUACCUUCACGAACCUUAUUGCCUGCGAUUCAAUCAAAUAUGUCUGAAAAUGAUCAAAAUCAAACAAACACACAAUCAAUAUCUGGAUGUGGUGCUCCUAUUAUGGUGGAUCCUUUUUGUGUGGCUACCAUUCAAAAUCAAUCUGGAGAGGUUACGAAAAGGAGUAGCAUAGAUUUAGUCACUAGCAUAUCCACUGCAUCAGAUUUGGCUGCUAGCACCUCCUCUGAGUCAGAUUUAGCUGAUAGCACCUCCGCUGUGCCAGAUUUAGCUGCUAGCGCCUCCGCUACGCCAGAUUUAUCGGCAGACUCAAUUGAAACAAUAAAGAUGUUAAAGGACAAAUGUCAAAACCAGUCCAUGACUAUAAAGAGACUCAAUGAGGAAGUUAGAAGACAGAAGAAAAAAAUUGCUCAUUUAAGUAACAUUAUCAAGAUAUUACUUAAAUGA
Molecule: messenger RNA, 672 nt
Organism: Parnassius apollo (apollo)
Lineage: Eukaryota; Metazoa; Arthropoda; Insecta; Lepidoptera; Papilionidae
Source: the annotation of a GenBank genome assembly